AGUCACUUCAGAACUGCACAUAUUUCUACACACAGUUAUGAUGAAUGUGCUUUAUGCUUCCUUUGUGAAAUACUGAAAACUACAGAGGAACAUUUAAUUCUGAUCAGGCAGUGAAAAUAUGGAAAUACCAGCCAUAAAUCUCAAGGCCAUUGUGUUGGUUCACUGGAUACUGACAGUUUGGGCAUGCUUACUUUCCUGGCUUCCAGCUUCCUAUGUGUUGGGGAACUUCAGUGUUCUUGCAGUGGGAGUGUGGGCCAUAGCACAGAGAGACUCCAUAGAUGCUGUUUUAUUGUUCUUGAUUGGACUGGCAGUGACCAUCUUGACUGAUAUUGUUCAUUUCGGGAUCUACUAUGCAGCAGCUGAACUCCUGUAUGAGAGAUCCACACGUGACCUGUUCCGCUUUAGUGGAGGCAUGGCCAUCCUGAGCCUCUUGCUCAAACCUGUUUCCUGCUUCUUUGUCUACCAGAUGUACCGUGAGCGAGGAGGCGAAUACAACGUCAAUUUUGGUUUCCCAUCAAUAACUCGAAACAGAGAUGCCUACCAGUCUAUUGACCACAGCGAUCAGUCUGGGAGCUCUUCCAACCCCUUUGGCCAAGCGGAAGAUGGCAAAUCUGGCACUCGUUCCUACUAAACAAUAAUUAAAAAAUAUAUAUAUUAACAUUUUUGCAACCAGGCCUAAAUUUGAAUUUUUGCUUGGUUCAUGAAAUGUGUUUGUUUUUGUUUAAGUUGUAUGCCUAUUUAUAGUUAUUAUUAAUAGUAUAUAUAAUGUUCCAGAAGCAUGAAGGAAAACAACUUUACAUUUGGUUCUGCAAACAUCAAGAUUUCUCGUUACUGUAAUUCAGAGGUAAAUGAAAACCCACCUUCAACACCUUUUUUUUUCAACCUGAGGACUGCUUCAUACAAGUGCA
Messenger RNA from Danio aesculapii, 908 nucleotides. It is a transcript of the gene agtrap, whose product is annotated as angiotensin II receptor-associated protein. Gene Ontology annotation, biological process: regulation of blood pressure; angiotensin-activated signaling pathway. The record is from RefSeq and is a predicted model, not a curated record. Gene Ontology annotation, cellular component: plasma membrane. Lineage: Eukaryota; Metazoa; Chordata; Actinopteri; Cypriniformes; Danionidae. The transcript is spliced from 5 exons. The coding region runs from base 119 to 631 and encodes 170 amino acids.